Molecule: messenger RNA, 894 nt
Organism: Lachancea mirantina
Lineage: Eukaryota; Fungi; Ascomycota; Saccharomycetes; Saccharomycetales; Saccharomycetaceae
Source: the annotation of a GenBank genome assembly
AUGUCGUUUGAAUCCAACGGAGAAAUUGCCUGCUGUGGUGGGAAACUACUGAAACUUUCACAUAAAUCUAACGAGAUUGGAUCCCAUAUGGAUGUGAACAUUUAUCUGCCCAAACAAUACUACAAUGGUGAUGGAAAUCCAAUUCCGGUAAUUUACUUUCUGUCUGGAUUGACUUGUACGCCUCAAAAUGCGUCUGAAAAAGCUUUUUGGCAAAUCCAAGCCGACAAUUAUGGGUUUUCUAUCGUUUUCCCUGACACAUCUCCUCGUGGCGAUGAGAUUCCAGAUGACAAGGAUCAGAGUUACGAUUUUGGUCUUGGCGCUGGCUUCUACGUUGAUGCGACUGAAAAGCCGUUCGCAGAUCAUUAUCGCAUGUUUUCUUACAUUCACGAAGAAUUGCCUCAUGCUCUGGACAAGUUCUUUAACCGGGAUGCCAAGAAAUUAGAAUUCGUGCAUAAUACCGGUAUCACAGGCCACUCUAUGGGUGGUUAUGGUGCGCUUACCGGGUUUUUGAAAUAUUACGGUAAGGAUCGAUAUGUUUCUUGCUCUGCAUUUGCACCAAUUGUGAAUCCUAGCCAAGUUCCAUGGGGUCAGAAAGCGUUUACAGGUUACUUAGGACACGACAAAGAGCUCUGGAAACAGCACGAUCCAAGUUACAUUAUCAAGAACGUUGACAAUACCACCGGUUCCGAAAUAUUGAUCCAUCAAGGUUCUAGCGACCCUUUCUUAGAAAAACAAUUGCGACCUGAUCUGCUUCUGGAAGCAGUCAAGGGAACUUCGUGGGAAAAUAAGAUUAAAGUGAAUGUAGUCGAUGGAUUCGAUCAUUCUUAUUAUUUCGUAAGCAGUUUUGUGCCUCAACAUGCUGCCUUCCAUGCCAAAAACCUGGGACUCAUUUAA